Molecule: messenger RNA, 1129 nt
Organism: Triticum aestivum (bread wheat)
Lineage: Eukaryota; Viridiplantae; Streptophyta; Magnoliopsida; Poales; Poaceae
Product: proline-rich protein 36
Exons: 3
Coding region: 1-846 (281 amino acids)
Source: RefSeq, a predicted model, not a curated record
AUGAGAAUAAGCCACUUCUUUCUCCACCUGGGCCGACCCAACUGGCCUCCCAAGCCGGCCCACCUAGCCCCUCCUAACCCUAGCUCUAACCGGUCCAUCCUCAGCACUCAAAAAAAAACCGGCCCAUCCUCUCGUUCCCUGCCCGCCGCCAAGCCCCGCACGCAGCGCCCCACCUCCUGCGCUCGAUCCCCUGGUCUCUCCCUCCUCUCGAUCGCAUCUCUCCCUUCGUUCUCCCGACCGCAUCGCCAGGGAGCGCCCCCUUCGCUCGACCGCUCCUCCCUCCUCCGUGACGCCCCUGCCGGCCCCGCGCCCGACCUCCUCCUCGCCGCCUCUGGAGCCUCUCUUCCUCCCAGCGCCAGGCCCCCAUCUCCUCCCCGCGCGCCCAACCGCCUCGUCUCGUCCCUGAGCGUGGCCAACUCCGGCGACCCGGUCACCUCUGCGCGCGACCACCGCACGCCUCUCAUGGCGCCCGCAUCAGCCGGCCUCCUUCCUCUCCUCCUCCAUGGCGCCUCCCCUUCUCGAGCGCCCCCGCGACCACCAUGCCUGAGCCGUCCCGCGUCCUCCACCACCACCACCUUGCUCCGUUGCCCGCCUCCCCUGCGACCUCGUGUCAUCCCGCUGCCCGUCCUCGCCGGCACGCCCGACCUCUGCUCCCGGGCUCCCGUCCCUGCCUUCCCGGCAUCCUCUGCAUCCCCUGGCUGCAUCGAGCAGCAGCAUGCCAAGUCCAUCAGCCAACCGCGCGGCUCGCCCCCUGCCUCGGCCCUCUUCGACCCUGCUCAUGCCCCGAGCCUCCCGUUGCCAAGGAGCACUAGCUCCUUUGCCUUGCUGCCACGCCAACCGGAGUAGCAGCCCAGCCGGUCAUCCCCUUUGGACCGCCAAGUUCCGCUCCGAACCUGUACGACUACACAUGCUGAUGCGACCGGAACGCCUACUACAUGGAUACGCCAAGUUCUGCUUCGAACAUGUACGGCUACACGACGACCCGCCGAGAUCCCGUGAACGUCUACUUCCACUACCGCCGCCGCCGUGUACGACUACUUCCUCUACCGACGCCGUGUACAACUACUUCCAUGAUGUCCCGUGAACUCCUACUUCCUCUACACCGCUCCGAACUCGUUCCGCCCCGAAC